GUGAGCAUCUUGAAUGGUCAGAGGUUUCAAGAGUUUUGUGAGACGCCUUUACAACGACCGAAAACUUGACAUCUAACUAUGGUCUGCAGUGGCGAAUGAUAGAUCGUCAACUUUCGUAGAGCGUGGUCGAUCGAGUAGUUCAUUGAUUACGUGUGGGUAACAGGUGAAGCGACUCGUCAAGAUGAUAAAAUUCUGUCUACUCCUUCAAGCCCUCUGCGGCUCGAGCGGCCUGCAACGCAACUUUGUGUCUCAGCUGAGAAUGUGUCUUCUCACCGUCUGCGACGGAAUUUUAGAAUUUCUUUCAGCCUACCACAGCUUUCUGGAGAGCUCCGUUCGUGGCGACCCUUGUUCUACACGUCAUGAUUCUUUAAGUUUAGUCUGCUGAGCAUGUUCAGUUGCUGCCGUCGUCGGCAUUCGAACUUAUCGAAACAGCUCAAUUUGCUUACUCGUAGCCAGCUCGAUGAGUACAUCUCCACGUCGAUCCUCGGAGAUUGCGACGAAAAUUGACAAACAUAACUGCGAGCCGGCCUUCGUCGACCAAAGCGUCAUCGCACAAUUCUCACGGCCAUUGAAAAGUCGAUUUUAUUCGGGAGGUCAAGCGCAGCGCUCUUGGUUGAUUCGUGUCCGAACCAAAAUUGUGGCCUGCCUGGAAGGCUUCGAGAAGGAGAGAAAAGAGAGACAGAAGGAGAGAAAAGAGAGGCAUAUGUCCUCUUGAAAAUCAGAGUAGAUCAGAUAUUUUUGGCGUCGUUCCUGUAGGAUGACGCUCCCAACAUACGUCGUUAUUCGCAAGAGAUUGAAGAAACUGCGUCAGAUAUUCGUUCCGGACUUGCUUUCGCUUAGUUCUAGAAAUUAGUUUCAACAAAGGCAUGUGCUUCUCUGUACAUUUGGUUUGCCAUCCGCUACCCUAUGUCGUAUCGUGGUGUAUCUUGAUCUACAUUCUGGCUCCAACUUUGUAAAAUCGGGAUUGAAUAACGAUCUCUUUGAGGUGACCGU
Marchantia polymorpha subsp. ruderalis is the source of this 993-nucleotide messenger RNA. NCBI's taxonomy places the organism in Eukaryota, Viridiplantae, Streptophyta, Marchantiopsida, Marchantiales, Marchantiaceae. The record is from the annotation of a GenBank genome assembly.